AUGGAUUAAGCAAAAAAAUUUCAUUAUCAAAAAUCAGUUGAGUUGAAGAAAUCAUAUCUGAUUAUAAAUAAACAGGAGUUAUAAAAGAUAAUUAUGUUGAUUUUGAUAAUAGAAACAACUAAUAAAUUGUAUCUAAUUUUGAGGGAAAAUUAAAAGAAAGAGCAUUAGAAAUCAUAGAUGCCAAACUAAUGAAAUAAAAUAUACUUAGUUUAGUUUUCAAAUUAAAUAAUUAUAAUAUACUUCAUCUGGAGAACAAUUCAUACUUGGUUUAGAAGAUGGCUCAAUUUUAAUAUAUAAGGAUGAUCCUCAAAUCUUAAAAACAUACGAACAAGUUUGCUAUGAUACAUUUGCAAAAAAUCCUCUUUUGUAGGCCUUUUGCUAUGAGAUUUAGUAAUCGAAAUUUGAAACUAAUUAAAGGGAAUUUUGAAAAGUUAUUGUCUGAAAAGGGAGUUAUAGCUUGA
Molecule: messenger RNA, 461 nt
Organism: Paramecium octaurelia
Lineage: Eukaryota; Ciliophora; Oligohymenophorea; Peniculida; Parameciidae
Source: the annotation of a GenBank genome assembly